GAGCGACACUGUCCAAAGCAAUCAAAUUCUUGUUCAGUCCGAGUCGACAGCGACAACAGUUCGUUGUUGCAUUUACGAUCUUGUGCCGGUCGCUUUUGGUCAGUUACAAAACUAAUUUACAUAGUGCGGCAGUAUGUCGAUGACAUCGCUGGGCAUAAGCGCUGGCUUCAUGGUCGGCUGCUGCAUUGCGGCACAGAUUGCGCGCCGGGUGAGCCGUCGACUGCUCAGCCAGGAAGGCAUUGUGCCCGUGCUGAUGAACGAGGCGAUUGCCGCGGCGGAACUGUGCGCCUGUUGCUUCGAGCUGAUCAUCGUGGCCGAUAACUUUGGCGUGGCCACCUAUGCCAUAUUUUUGUUCCUGCUGACCAUCUGGUGGGGCAAGGUAUGGGGCGAUGCCUCCGCCUGUCCGUACACACACAUGGAGGACGUGCUGGAGGGACGCACCAGCUUUAAGGAGAUGGCGCUGCGCACCUGGGCAGAGCUAAUGGGCGGCUGUUGUGUGUAUCGCAUUGUUCAGGUCUUCUGGUGGCUGGAAUUCGCCGAGACGCACAAGGGGCGAGCCUUCGAGGAGUGCAAUGCCGAUUUGCAGGUUAGCCCCUAUGUGGGUGCUGCCAUCGAGGGCGUGGCCACACUUUUGUGCCGCCUCGCCUCCAAAACGAUUAGCGUACAGGAGCCAAAAUUUAGCAGUUAUAUUGAUUCGUUUAUCGGCACCAGCCUGGUGGUCGCAGCCUUCAACUUUUCUGGCGGCUACUUUAAUCCGGUGCUGGCCACGGCUCUCAAGUGGGGCUGUCGCGGACACAGCAAUCUGGAGCACAUCAUUGUAUACUGGAUUGGCGCCUGUCUGGGUGCCAUGUUAUCGGUGCCCAUUUUCAAGCUGUCCAUUGUACGGCGUUUCCUUCUGGGCGAGGAGAAACCAAAACAGGCCUAAAAUAGUUCAUUUACUUAUGCUUUAAAAUUAUCGAUAGUACCGCACAAUUUAUAAAGCCUUGCUAUCGAUAGCGAUACUAUUCGAUACUUUAUGACAAAUACAAUAGCAAAAAUGAUCGAAU
Molecule: messenger RNA, 1046 nt
Organism: Drosophila virilis
Lineage: Eukaryota; Metazoa; Arthropoda; Insecta; Diptera; Drosophilidae
Gene: AQP
Product: aquaporin
Cellular component (GO): cytoplasm
Molecular function (GO): channel activity
Source: RefSeq, a predicted model, not a curated record